This is a messenger RNA of Peronospora matthiolae, 393 nucleotides long. The record is from the annotation of a GenBank genome assembly. Lineage: Eukaryota; Oomycota; Peronosporomycetes; Peronosporales; Peronosporaceae.
AUGAGUCCAUUAAGGGAUGUGGUGGCGGCGGGAACACCUGAUCCGGCUCGAGGGUCGGAUCAGCUUGAUGUUCAGGAGCUGAACCGUGUAACGGAACAGUUGCAAGGUAACCUGGCUCAUGAACGGACUCGGCGCUACGAGCUCCAUGAUCUUGUAAAGGAUAAUUACAACUCCUUAGUGCACGAUCGUUCUGAAGAUCGUGACGAGCUAGCAGCGGCUCGUCGAGACAUCGCUCAACUGCGUGAACAGGUCACUUCGAAAGUCGACCAGACUGGCUUGUUAAAACGGGACCACUCGAAGGUGGUCUCGGCUCUCGACCGCGGAGGUGUUCUUCGCAUCUCGAAACGGGCUCGUACUGAUAGUACGGGCGGAGACGACCAACGUAAAACGUAG